Messenger RNA from Didymodactylos carnosus, 1314 nucleotides. Lineage: Eukaryota; Metazoa; Rotifera; Eurotatoria; Philodinida; Philodinidae. The record is from the annotation of a GenBank genome assembly.
AUGAUUGUUUAUGCUGGCAAUUGUUUUUAUCAUCGUCUAAGUGACAUGUGUUUCGGUAUCAGUGAAUCGGAUACAACGGAAGAUCAGUGUAGUGGACAGUUUUAUUCAGACGAUGAUCUAAAAGAUUUAGAUGGUUAUGCAUUUGCCGAUAAUUGUAGAGACGUUGCAGAAAAACCAUGUGAUUUGGACUGUGGUGUUGGAAGAGAAUGUCGUACAGUUCAUAACGAGAACCGAUGUGUAUGUAAAGAGAAUUGUAGUGACCAAUCAACAGAAUCACAACCCUUAUGUGCAUCAAAUAACGUAACGUAUAAAUCAGAAUGUUCUAUGGAAGUAUGGAAAUGUGAUAAUGAUUAUUCAGCCUUGUAUAAGAAGUACGACGGAGAAUGUCAAAAAGACUGCCGGAAUGUCAGAUGUCCGUCAGAUACUAUCUGUAUGUUAGUUAAAAAUACGGGCGAACCAUUUUGUUAUCCUACUCAACAUUGCAAUUUACAUGACAAAGAGCAAAUUUGUGGUACAGAUGGUAUUACAUACAAAAAUCUGUGUGCAAUGCGUUUAUCGCCAGAUAUUUAUGGGAAGAUUCCUGCCAUAGCUCACAAGGGACAAUGUGCAUCAAAAUGUCGACCAAAUUUAUGUGAUAAACAUCAACGCUGUGUAUUAUCGUACAAGUCUCGACCCGUUUGCAUUCGUUGUAAUUUUCCAUCAAAAUUUUUAAGUAGCGGUGAAUGUAGUAUGAAAGUUCCAGCAUGUGGCGAUGAUUAUUUUCUAUACAAAAGUUAUUGUGAUGUUUUAAAAGCACAAUGCGAGAAAAAUCGGUAUAUUGAUAUUAUUGAUUACGAAAGUUGUCCAUCUAUAACACCAUCCGAUACAUUAAUGAAAUUAAAUCAACUUAGAUUACAACCAAAAUUUGACACUCUCCAGCCCAGUGCUCCCCAGGUUACAACCAAAAUGCUCAUCCUCUCAAAAAAUGAGAAACCCUACUAAAAGUCUUAUGAAUCUCUUUUUCAAGAAGAAUCUGUAAGGAUUUCUCAUUAACUUUCGAGUUUUUUUCUUGUGAAUGAUAACUAACAUAGUAGUAAUCAGCACCUACACAUACAAGUUAAUGUUAGUUAUCAUUCACAAGAAAAAAACUCGAAAGUUAAUGAGAAAUCCUUACAGAUUCUUCUUGAAAAAGAGAUUCACAGAAACUUUUAGUACGAUUUCUCAUUUUUUGAGAGGAUGAGCAUUUUUGUAACCUUAGUUGAUCUAUAAGACUCCGUUUAGGAAACUUAAUUUGAUCAUUGAGAAAACGUUUGUAUUGUGCAACCAAUGAGCCAU